Suillus subalutaceus is the source of this 1515-nucleotide messenger RNA. Its product is annotated as Alpha/Beta hydrolase protein. The record is from RefSeq and is a predicted model, not a curated record. Gene Ontology annotation, molecular function: serine-type carboxypeptidase activity. The transcript is spliced from 15 exons. Bases 1 to 1515 code for a protein of 504 amino acids. Gene Ontology annotation, biological process: proteolysis. NCBI's taxonomy places the organism in Eukaryota, Fungi, Basidiomycota, Agaricomycetes, Boletales, Suillaceae.
AUGCGUCUUCUCGCUGUACUUGGGGCUCUGCUCGCAGGGGUCGCCGCCAGCGGUCGUAGGAUGACCAAGCACGAGAUGCGCGAACACCAACUCGAGGCAGCAAAACGUUGGCAGACUAGUGGCCCUCAGAACGUAAAGAGCAGUGGUGUUCAGAAUAUCACAUUCACGAACCCCAAGGCCUCAGAAUUUUACGUCGAUGGCAGAUCCCUUCCACUUGUUGACUUCGAUGUUGGUCCUAGCUGGGCAGGUCUUCUACCCAUCAGCAACAGUCCUAAUGAGACGCGUCAGCUCUUUUUUUGGUUUUUCCCUCCUGGUCCCCAAGGGAGUCUUGAUGAUUUAAUUUUUUGGACGAAUGGUGGCCCUGGCUGCUCCUCCCUGGAAGGUUUGCUGCAAGAGAACGGUCCUUUUAGUUGGGCCUUCGGUCAGGCCAAACCAACGGUGAAUCAACGGAGCUGGACCAACCUCUCCUCCGUCCUUUGGGUGGAGCAACCUGUUGGAACGGGAUUUUCCCAAGGCAUACCAAACGCACAGAAUGAGGACGAUGUCGCUGUUCAACUCGUCGGUUUCAUGCAGCAGUUCCUUGAUGUCUUUUCGGAACUCAAAGGUAAAAAGCUAUAUUUAACGGGUGAAAGUUACGCUGGAAGAUACGUGCCUUAUAUCGCAAACUAUAUCUACGAGAACCCGACUCGGUUAGACCUCUCGUUGCAAGGGAUAUGGAUCAGCGAUGCCUCGAUCUCGUGGUGGGUGGUGCAACAGCAGAUCCCUGCAGUGGACUUCAUGAAAAAGCACGCUAGUCUCUUCUCUUUUAAUCAGACGUUCAUGAACUACCUCGAGAAGAAGGCCGCGACGUGCAAUUAUACUGGCUACAUAGAUAAGUACGUCACGUACCCUCCAACAGGUCUUCUUCCCCUUCCAGGAGACUCCAUCGAGUUUGCCGAGGGCUGCGAUGUCUGGCACGACAUUUUUUAUGGUGCACUGAUUAUCAACCCUGCUUUCGAUGCCUAUCGCAUUUGGGACACUUAUCCGAUUUUGUGGGAUGUCCUAGGUUACCCAGGUUCAUUCCCACAGACGCAGUCUCCGAUCUACUUUAACCGAAUGGAUGUAAAGGAAGCUAUCCAUGCGCCCGUUGACACCGAGUGGUCGGAAUCCUCCAAUGUCAAUGUCUUCCCCAACGGAGACAGCAGCUUGCCUCCUGUCUUCACUGUGUUACCGAAUGUUAUCGAGAAGAAUAAGCGGACCGUCAUCGUGCACGGUCUCGCCGACUUUGUUCUCAUUUCUGAAGGAACCAGAAUCGUCAUUCAAAAGUACGUGCGGGACGGAUUGCAAGGAUUCCAGACACCUAUCGUCAAUGACAGUUUCAUUGUCGAUGGUGUGGGUGCCUUCGGGACAAUGCAUUCAGAACGGGGACUUACUUACUACGAAGUAGUCCUGAGUGGACACAUGGUUCCACAAUUUUCGCCAGUAGCUGCUUUCCAGAUUAUGCAGUACCUGAUGGGCUUUAGGGAUACGCCAUAG